This is a messenger RNA of Daucus carota subsp. sativus, 1662 nucleotides long. RefSeq names its product cytochrome P450 81Q32. The record is from RefSeq and is a predicted model, not a curated record. Bases 52 to 1602 code for a protein of 516 amino acids. Gene Ontology annotation, molecular function: monooxygenase activity; iron ion binding; oxidoreductase activity, acting on paired donors, with incorporation or reduction of molecular oxygen. NCBI's taxonomy places the organism in Eukaryota, Viridiplantae, Streptophyta, Magnoliopsida, Apiales, Apiaceae. The transcript has 2 exons.
AAAACUAACUUGCAGCUUACCGGUUAACACCAUCAUCUCCGCGUGCCAAUCAUGGAGCUCUCAGUUUUAUACAUGCUCAUAAUAUUUCCGAUCUUGUACAUGUUCACCAAACACUGCCUUAACAAGGUCCAAAAUCUCCCUCCAACUCCGUUUUUAAAUCUCCCGUUUCUCGGUCAUCUCUAUCUGCUCAAGAAGCCACUUCACCGGAAACUCUCCGAAAUUUCCGCCAAGCACGGCCCUCUGCUUCUGCUUAACUUCGGUUCUCGCCGAGUUCUAUUAGUCUCGUCUCCCUCUGCUGCAGAAGAAUGUUUAACUAAAAAUGAUGUAGUUUUUGCUAACCGUCCACAUUUGCUGGCGGGAAAGCAUCUGGGUUAUAACUACACUUCGCUCACGUGGGCUUCGUACGGAGAUCACUGGCGUAAUCUCCGUCGUAUGGCCAGUGUCGAAGUGUUUGCAGCUCAACGGCUGCAGUCUAGCCAGUUUAUUCGAGUCGAGGAGACUCGAAUUCUGCUAGACCGGCUCUUUCGAGCUUCGAGAAAUUCUGAUUCUCGAGGCUCGAAAGAGCAGAGCGUGGACAUGAAGUCCACGCUUUUCGAGAUGAUGUUGAAUGUCCUGAUGAGGAUGAUAGCGGGAAAAAGAUAUUACGGUGAUGAUGACGUGGCGGAUGAGGUGGAGGCGAGGCGGUUUAAGGAGAUUGUUACGGAGACCUUUGCUGUUAGCGGUGCUUCGAAUUUGGGGGAUUUUUUGCCUGUGAUGAAAUUGGUCGAAAAAAGAGGGAUAGAGAAGAAAAUGAUUCUACUGAGGGAAAAGAGAGAUCAAUUUGUUCAGGAAUUGAUUGAUGAGCAUAGACGGAAUAUGAAUGGCGGCGACAAGACGGAAUCAGGUGGAACUGGAAGGAAGAGCAUGAUUGAAUUGCUGUUAUCUCUGCAACAAACUGAACCUGAAUACUACAAUGAUGAGAUUAUCAGAGGUUUGAUCCUGAAUCUGUUGGUAGCAGGAACUGAUACUACAGUUGUAACUAUCGAAUGGGCAUUAUCUCUUUUGGUAAACAAUCCUGAUGUUCUAAAGAAGGCGCAAGAUGAGAUUGACAAUCAUGUGGGACAUGACCGUCUCCUAAAUGAGUCGGAUAUAGCUCAGCUACCCUAUCUCCGUUGUAUCAUAACUGAGACAAUGAGAAUGUACCCAGCGGGCCCUCUACUGGUGCCACACGAAUCAUCAGCGGACUGCAAAGUAGGAGGUUACUUCAUCCCAGGAGGCACCAUGCUAAUGGUAAAUAUGUGGGCAAUUCAAAAUGACCCAAAAAUAUGGGCAGAACCAAGCAAGUUCAUGCCAGAAAGGUUUGAAGGCUUUGAAGGAACCAGAGAUGGGUACAAGUUUAUGCCAUUUGGGUCGGGAAGGAGAGCCUGUCCAGGUGAAGGUCUGGCAAUGCGUAUGUUAGGGUUAGUUUUGGGGUCACUCCUCCAAUGCUUUAACUGGGAAAGGAUCGGAAAAGAAUUAGUUGAUAUGACUGAAGGGCCUGGACUUACCUUGCCAAAGCUCCGACCUUUGGUAGUAAGAUGUCAGCCCCGUAUGAAAAUGACAAGCCACCUGAAUCAAAUUUGAACAAAUUAUGCAAUGAAAUGUGAUGCUCUGGCAUGUAAGUUAAGAAGGCUGUUUACUGAU